Messenger RNA from Pongo pygmaeus (Bornean orangutan), 1667 nucleotides. RefSeq names its product ribonuclease H2 subunit B (gene RNASEH2B). NCBI's taxonomy places the organism in Eukaryota, Metazoa, Chordata, Mammalia, Primates, Hominidae. The record is from RefSeq and is a predicted model, not a curated record. Gene Ontology annotation, cellular component: nucleoplasm; ribonuclease H2 complex. The transcript has 10 exons. The coding region runs from base 398 to 1171 and encodes 257 amino acids. Gene Ontology annotation, biological process: RNA catabolic process.
GCUGGCUAGACCAUGGAGGGCCGCUGGGUGCAGCGACAGAGCGCGGGGCCCCGGCGACCCCGCCCUGCGCCGCGUCACUCGGCGCCCUGCGGCGCGCGGUGAGCACCUACCGCUAGUGGAGCUGCGAGGGAGAGGCCGCGGCCCCUUCCGGUUGCCUGCGGCCCCGCGCCGGCAUUCAGAGCCCCUCGCCUGGCGCUAAAUUUAAAAACGUAACACGAGCAGCAGACUGGUCUUGGAAACGAAACGAAACUCGGCCCCUGGGCCUCCUCCCGGGCGCUGCCGGUCCCUCAGCGCGCCGCGCCACCCGGAACAGACCCUUCUCCCGCCAUUUUCGGCGGGGCUGGGAGACUGAGGCCCGCGGCGCUGAGCCUGCGGCGCCCCGGAAGAAGCGGGCGGCAUGGCCGCCGGCGUGGACUGCAGGGACGGGGUUGGCGCCCGGCAGCACGUGUUCCUGGUUCCAGAAUAUUUAAAAGAUGCUUCAAAGAAGAUGAAAAAUGGGCUAAUGUUUGUAAAACUGGUUAACCCGUGUUCAGGAGAAGGAGCCAUUUACUUGUUCAAUAUGUGUCUACAGCAGCUGUUUGAAGUAAAAGUUUUCAAGGAGAAACACCAUUCUUGGUUUAUAAAUCAGUCAGUUCAAUCAGGAGGUCUUCUCCAUUUUGCCACACCUGUGGAUCCUCUAUUUCUCCUUCUCCACUACCUCAUAAAGGCUGAUAAGGAGGGGAAGUUUCAGCCCCUUGAUCAAGUUGUGGUGGAUAACGUGUUUCCAAAUUGCAUCUUGUUGCUGAAACUUCCUGGACUUGAGAAGUUACUUCACCAUGUGACAGAGGAAAAAGGUAAUCCAGAAAUAGACAACAAGAAAUAUUACAAGUACAGCAAAGAGAAGACAUUAAAGUGGCUGGAAAAAAAGGUUAAUCAAACUGUGGCAGCAUUAAAAACCAAUAAUGUGAAUGUCAGUUCCCGGGUACAGUCAACUGCAUUUUUCUCUGGUGACCAAGUUUCCACUGACAAGGAAGAGGAUUAUAUUCGUUAUGCCCAUGGUCUGAUAUCUGAUUACAUCCCUAAAGAAUUAAGUGAUGACUUAUCUAAAUACUUAAAGCUUCCAGAACCUUCAGCCUCAUUGCCAAAUCCUCCAUCAAAGAUGGCAGCACAAAGACAGAAAAGGGGCAAGUGACGGUGGUGGCUCCACGCAAGGCUUGGCGAUUUUCCCUGCAACUUCAGACACUCCCAGAGGACUCGGGCUUUUUCUUCUGCACUUUUUGGAAAAUUGCUAAGUGCCAAAAGGUGUAUUUUAAAGCGCUGCCUGUACAUGCUUUAUUUCUUUGAUUACUACCACUAGUCUAUGUGGGCAGCGGCAUUCCUGCCUGGAGCACUCAGCUAGGCGGUUCCGUCCGGGAGCUUGAAAGCAUCCCAGCGGUGCAGCUUGUUCAGUCUGAGGACCUUAAGCUUGGGUCAGGCCAGCAUGUUUUAGGUAUGGAUGUGGUGACUUAAAGUAUUUCAUUGUCUUGAUUUCACCCUGAAAGCUUUGGCAAACCAAGUUUCAACCCUUACUUUAAAAAUCUGACACUUCUUUACUCCAUAUCAAUUUGGAAGCUUCUAAUUCAUAAAUAUACCUAAACAUUGGCCUUUUAUCUCUCCAGGAGUUAUUAAACAUUUCUUCCUUUUUAAAA